AUGUCCGACUCAAAGGCAUCUUCGGUUAUCAGCGCCGGCGCGGCGUUGAUCGCGAUCACCGCAUUUUCCAUAGCAUCGAGGACUGCAGCGCGCUGGAUGCAUAGGACGUUUGGUUGGGAUGAUGUUUUGAUUUUCAUCAGCUGGGUAUUAUCAUUAGGGAUAUGCUCUUCCGUUAUGCUCGCAACGAAACAUGGACUUGGAAGCCAUCGAGACCAGGUCAGCGACGAGGAGUACAACAUGUAUCUCAAGUACCAAAUCGCCAGCUCGGUCACGUAUAGCUGGGGAGUGCCGGCUGCGAAAGCAUCCUUCGCGGUGCUCUACUUGAGGAUAUUUCCCGAAGGAGGGUUCAGGAUUGUCAAUAAGAUCUUGAUCGUGUUCCUUUUCUGCCAGGCUAUCGAAGAGACCUGUGUUGUCCUAUUCAAGUGCCAUCCCAUUCGAAAAUCAUGGGAUUUCCAACUAGAAGGAUCGUGCUUUGAUCUGCAUCCGCUCUGGUAUUCAACGUUCGUCUUCAACUUAAUCACCGACCUGACACUAUUCAUUGAACCUAUCCCUUCGACAUGGAGGCUUCAAUUGGCGCUUUACAAGAGGCUUGGUCUUAUUUCUAUGUUGUCCCUGGGAUUGCUUGUUACGUCCAUCUCCAUAAUACGUAUUGUUUCCGUGACGGGGAUAGGUGUAGAUGACACAUACCAACUUACGGAGCCCCUUAUUUGGUCGAUGGUGGAAAUAUGCGCAUUGAUUAUCUGCUCAUGCAUCCCAUCGCUGAGACAAGUAGCCGCCCGGAUCCCAGGUCUCGCCAGCGCGCUCGGUUUAUCAUCCAGUGGGAACUCGAAAACGUACGGACCGAAUAAAAACUCGAUACCGUUAGAAAGCCGAAGGCGAAAGGACUACAUACAAUCGCAGAAAUCGAAGACUACGACCCGACACCGAUCGAAUCCAUUCGGCAUGACGAGCCGGGUAACAGCUACGGCCACCAUGGAUGGGAUUAGCGAAAAUGGAAGCCAGGACGAGAUCUUCCCACAUAAGAGCGAUCAAACUGGCGCGAUCAUGGUUACGAGAGAAGUCCAGCACCACGUCGAGUCCCCUGCGGAAGGAGGUGAAACGCCCCCGGACGCUUUAUCACAACGACGGGACGAGCUGAUAAAUACCACAACCAAGAUGAUCUCAAACAUCGCCGACAACCUCCACUCUAUAAGUCGAAUUCUUCCUUAUAAUACGAGCAAAAGCGAAGAAGAACGCUGGAAUACCUGGUUCCCUGAAGAACUCGUGCACGGGUUCACUGCGUGA
Messenger RNA from Hypoxylon trugodes, 1284 nucleotides. RefSeq lists its product as uncharacterized. The record is from RefSeq and is a predicted model, not a curated record. The transcript has 7 exons. Bases 1 to 1284 code for a protein of 427 amino acids. NCBI's taxonomy places the organism in Eukaryota, Fungi, Ascomycota, Sordariomycetes, Xylariales, Hypoxylaceae.